GGAUGAGUGUUAGGACUGACGUUGACUUGAGAAGCGCACUGGGAUAAGUCUGAGCAGCGCUGAGUUUGAGGUAAAACCAUUUUUUAACCUAUAAAAGAGCGCAUUUCACUACCGGAACCAGAAGGUGCUUGACUCAGAAUGGGGAAACUAUUGACCUUUUCUCUGCUGGUCGCUGCGCUGGCGGUUUUGCUCGGAGAGAGAAUCAUAAACUUAAGGAGGAUCGCUCUGGCGUCCAGAGAGCUGGUCCAGAACCACCUUCCCAACUGUGUCCCCAUCAAAGGUCUUGUGUAUGGAUCGGAGGACAUCACCAUACUCCCGAAUGGACGAGCCCUCAUCAGCACUGGGCUUAAGGAUCCCAUGUUACCGUCAUUCUCUGACGGUCCGGGGAAAAUAUUUUCCAUCGACCUGGAAGACCCAAGAAUCAAACCUGUGGAACUGCGCAUUGCCAGGAACUUCGACGUGGACUCGUUUAACCCUCAUGGCAUCAGCACAUUCAUCGACCAGUCCGACGACACCAUAUACCUCUUCGUUGUCAAUCACCCGGAGGGGAGGAGCCAAGUGGAGAUCUUCAAGUUCAUAGAGGAGGACAACACUCUGGAGCACGUGAAGACCAUCACACACGAGCUGCUGUACAGUGUGAACGACAUCGUGGCGGUCGGGGUGGAGAGCUUCUACGCGACCAACGACCACUACUUCCUGCAGGAGCCGCUGCGCAGCCUGGAGCCCCUGCUGGGCCUGGCCUGGUGCUCGCUGGUGUUCCACGGCCCGGGGGACGUCAGGGUGGUCUCUGAGGGCUACGGCUCGGCCAACGGCAUCAACGCCUCCCCAGACCAGAGACACGUUUACGCGAUGGACAUCGUGGGUCACAGCGUCCGCGUUCUGGAGAGGCAGGAGGACAACUCCCUGAUCUCCAUGAAGUCGGUGGACGUGGGCUCCCUGUGUGACAACAUCGAGGUGGAGCCGAGGACCGGGGACCUGUGGCUGGGCUGCCACCCCAACGGCUGGAAGCUCUUCAACCACGACCCCCAGGACCCCGCCGGGUCAGAGGUGAUCCGCAUCCAGAACAUCCUCUCCGAGCAGCCGCUGGUCAGCCAGGUGUACGCUGACGACGGCAGCGUUCUGAUUGGCUCCUCAGUGGCCGCCCCGUACGGAGGGAAGCUGCUCAUUGGCUCCGUCUUCCAUAAAGCCCUGUGCUGUGAUCUGAGCCAAGAGAUCUGAACUGAACCCUAAUGAUCUGAACCGAGUCCUAAUGAACAGAACCGAGUCCUAAUAAUCUGAACCGAGUCCUAAUGAUCUGAACCGAGUCCUAAUGAACAGAACCGAGUCCUAAUGAUCUGAAUCGAGUCCUAAUGAUCUGAACUGACUCCACGAUAUGAACUGAAUCCAGGGGUCUGAACUGAGUCCCUGUGAUCUGAACAAUGCGCCAUACUGGUCUGACAUAAAGACUUUCACCGUGAUUGGGUUUAAUAUGUUGAGUCGAGUUAAAGAUUAAAGAUUGUAAGCCUCUUUUGAAAGAGACGGCAAACCAGAAUCUCUGGAAAUGUGUUUCCUAACAACAGACUAAAGCUGGGCCUGGGGAGACCUGGCCUGCGUCAUGUGACUGGGUCAUGUGACUUAACCUCUGGAGACCUGGUUUGGGUCAUGUGACUCCUUUGUUUGUCUUUUCAAAGCUGGCGCAAUAAGUCUUGAACUAAAUUGUGUGGAUUUUUUUCCAGGAGAUGUGAUUUCUGUCUAAGCCAUUUAAUACUUUACAAGUACAUCAAUAUAAAGGUGUUAAUAUGGUCAA
Messenger RNA from Gadus morhua (Atlantic cod), 1786 nucleotides. RefSeq names its product serum paraoxonase/arylesterase 2. NCBI's taxonomy places the organism in Eukaryota, Metazoa, Chordata, Actinopteri, Gadiformes, Gadidae. The record is from RefSeq and is a predicted model, not a curated record. Bases 139 to 1218 code for a protein of 359 amino acids. The transcript has 9 exons. Gene Ontology annotation, molecular function: arylesterase activity.